Molecule: messenger RNA, 693 nt
Organism: Symbiodinium natans
Lineage: Eukaryota; Dinophyceae; Suessiales; Symbiodiniaceae
Source: the annotation of a GenBank genome assembly
AUGCCGCAAUAUUGCGCUGGUUUCCAGGACCCUAGUGGCGGUUCAGCUGCGCCAUGCAUUUUUGCCAAAGACGGCAAGGGUGGUCGGGCUUAUAUCAAAAGGAAGCGAGAUGGAAAUUGCUGCGCUUUCUGCUGCGUGCAAGCCCUAGAGCACGCCUUGAACAGCCGCUUUGGCACCAGACAUAUUGUCCGACGGUUGAUCGGCUGGCAAAAGCAAGGCUCUCCCACCUACAAAGCAGCCUUCGUCAUGAGUUCACUGGUCGUUCUACCUGAAGCAAGACAGAUCAGGUUGCGCUACAAGGCAGGCGAGCGAAGCAGAUUUUUGCAGACGACAAGCUGGCUGCACAAGAGAAAGGUGCGGCUGCGGCGGCUCCUCUCCGGGCGGCCACCGCCCCAGAUCACAAAGCUGAGUGAAGAGUCCGAGCAGUUCCUACGCGCCUGCAAGUACUACGGUCGAGCUGACCACCCUUCCACGGAUUGUGCAUGGGUCAAGCUUUUGCACAAGGAUGUCGCCGCCGUCUCGCAUCAUCGGCAACAGCUACGCCGCCUCGGCAACCGCUCUCGGCACCAUCGGCGAGCUUGGUGGAAGCUUCGUAGAACAAUUCGCAAGUGUCUCCUGCCAUACGCACAGGGGCCGCCUUAUUUGAUCCCAGUAGCGUGGGCUAUGGAAGAAGCCAUUUUGUCGGACGCCUAG